AUGGAGAUAUUUUGCUACGUGUUCCUUCCACCAGUAGCAAGAUGGAUUUUCAUAACACUGGCUGUUCUUCUACUAUUGGUAUUUUUAGCAGGAUGUAAGACAAUGAAACUGUCUCUCAUUCGGCUUUUCGUGAUAUCCAAUCUCUUCAUGAAAAUUCCAGUAUUCAUUGUUACCUACUAUAUCAUUUUUACAUUAAAAUCAUACGAUCAGCCGACUCAUUUCCCUCCGGAUAGUUGCUAUCAGUGCUGGCUCUACAGACAGCCUGUUGGCCUCCUGUCGGCUGCUUUCAUCAUGACCUUCGCCUGUCCGGUUUUCGAUGGAAUUUCCACGGCUUGCCUUACGAAGCUUGAGCUACUCGCUCAAGGAGUGACGACUGUUGUAAUCGCCGAAAGGGAUUGUCAUCAUCCUCAUCCCGUUGUCGUAACAACGCCACAACAUGUCGUCUAUACUACUCCAGCUUCCACACAAGUGGUAUAUCCAAGCACAGCUGUAUACCAGGCACCUGGAUAUCCAGUUGCACAACCAUAUGCCUAUCAACAAGCUCCUCAGCCACAAGCUUCUGCUCCAGUUCCAGCUGUACCUCAAGCUCCACCAGAAUACAAACCUUAA
Molecule: messenger RNA, 609 nt
Organism: Cooperia oncophora
Lineage: Eukaryota; Metazoa; Nematoda; Chromadorea; Rhabditida; Trichostrongylidae
Source: the annotation of a GenBank genome assembly